AUGAAACACACACCAUGCAGAGGGCCCCUCCCACACACUGCAACAACCAAGACGACUCCGUUCGAUGCUCAAGCUGGUAUCCAAUGCACUCAGCAGACACAGUACAUCCGUGACAUUGCCAUGUUCAUGAGAUACAGCAUCAUGAGGACCAGAAUGAACAUUCCUUCACCGCUGUCCGAUCCCAAGUCGAAGACCUGCUGGUUGCGCUGUUGUGUCCUGCCCUCCCGGUCACUGGAGCCGCCUUUGUUAAAGUUCCCAGAGGAUCCUGGAGGCGGCGGGCUGUCCAUCUUCCCUAUAAUUAGUCAAAAGCAUUGCAUGUCUGGGCAAGGAUGUAACCACCAGCUCUCCAAUUUUAUCGCCAGCGCAAAGCAGUGCCAGUGA
Molecule: messenger RNA, 381 nt
Organism: Ostreobium quekettii
Lineage: Eukaryota; Viridiplantae; Chlorophyta; Ulvophyceae; Bryopsidales; Ostreobiaceae
Source: the annotation of a GenBank genome assembly